This is a messenger RNA of Rhodamnia argentea, 4144 nucleotides long. Its product is annotated as probable ubiquitin-conjugating enzyme E2 24. Lineage: Eukaryota; Viridiplantae; Streptophyta; Magnoliopsida; Myrtales; Myrtaceae. The transcript has 9 exons. The record is from RefSeq and is a predicted model, not a curated record. Bases 1036 to 3849 code for a protein of 937 amino acids.
CUCUCUCUCUCUCUCUCUACCUCCCCUAGAAUCCAAGACUCAACCCAAGCUUCUUCCCCCCUCUCUUCUCUCUCUGUCUCGCUCUCUCUCGUGCAAUGUUCUCCACGGGCAUCUAUGGCGUGAUGGAUGGGAUUCAGAGAGGACCUUGGCCUCUCUGAAUUUUCCAGAAGAAACUUUGGUUUUCUUGAUAAGAGUUUUCCGGGCCAAGAAAGUUUGAAGAAAGGGAGAAGUUCUGCUGGGUUAGUUCAUGUUCUGGGUGGAGAGCUUUCCCCGUUAAAGUCAGAGCUCAUGAAGCUCUCAUGCAAGUUCCACGUGUCCGUACCCUAGCGCCGACAAUGAUUCCUUGGCGGGUAUGGAAUGAUGGGAAUAUGGCUUCAUGGAGAGCUAAGGCCUGACUGUUGAUUUCUUCCUGGAGGCUUGGAAUCAAAUUUAGACUGGCAACAGCUUUCCUGAUCUCUAGUUAUAGUGGGGCAAAUCUCCUUUGGCAACAUAUUCAGGUUUCUGACUGAAACGAUUCAGGCUUUUGUGGACAUUUCAAACUUUCACCUACUCAGCAAAACUUCAGCAUCGCAGAAGUGCUUUGAGGAGACUUAAUUUGAUGAACUAUCUGAGGAAAUGUUGCACAUGCUCGCUUUUUCCACAAGUCCAUCCUUGCAGUCUUCAGCAGCUUCACUCAGACCUGUGCAAGUAUUCUGAACAAGAAGUCAUCGCUUGUUAGACUUCUGUGACUGGAAAACUAUUCGAAAGUUUCUGCUGCUGGAAACUUUGGCUCUAAGUCCAUUUUUUUGGGCAAAUCUCCUUUGGCAUUUCGGAGUCCUUAGUUGGCUCCGUUUAUCCCUGUAAACCAGGGGCAAAUCUCCUUUGGCAUCGGUUCUCCAGAUUUAACAGUCACAUUCUCUGCUAGAUAUUGACUUGUUAUCUGGACCGAAAAGGUAUAACUAUAUAAUAUUACAAGUGUGUUACUGAAAAGAUUGAUCAGCUUGACACUGGAGCAUACAUAUUGCGUCGCAGAAAAGCAUCAAGAAAGUCACUUGUAUGGGAAGAUUGAGCGCAAGUUGUUCUAAAAUUUCUCAAGCUAGUGCAAGUUUGGAGGUAUUUGGAGAAAUGGAUUCUCUCUUCAGCGAGUCUGACUGGGAUAGUUUUAGUGAAAGCAGUGAGGAGAUGGACUUACUGUUCCAAGGUCAGGCUGUGAACCUCUUGUCUAACCUGGAGGAGAGCAUUGGCAAAAUCGAUGACUUCCUUUCUUUCGAAAGAGGAUUUUUUCAUGGUGACAUAGUGUGCUCUGUACAAGACCCAUCUGGCCAACUGGGCAAAGUCAUAAACAUAGAUAUGUUUGUUGACUUGGAGAGCGUUCACGGGAAGAUCAUCAGAGACAUAAACUCCAAGAAACUAAUCAAAAUUCGCUCGAUUUCGGUGGGUGAUCAUGUUGUUUAUGGACCCUGGCUUGGAAGAGUGGAUAAAGUAAUUGAUUCUGUCACCAUACUGUUCGAUGAUGGGACAAAGUGUGAUUUCAUAGGAGUUGAUCAAGAAAAACUCAUUCCUAUUUCUACAAACAUUGUCGAUGACUCGCAAUAUCCAUAUUAUCCUGGACAGAGGGUGAAGGUUAUGGCUCCAACUGCUUCUCAAACUGCAAGAUGGCUAUGUGGAAGUCGGAAGGCGAACCAAGAAGAAGGAACAGUGUGCGAUGUAAAAGCCGGUUUUGUGCAUGUGGAUUGGAUCGGGUCCGUUCUCAUGGAUGGUGAUUUCCAUUUUCCUCAACCCUCAAAAUUGCAAGAGGCAAAAGACCUUGCGCUGUUGAGCUCUUUUCCGCAUGCAAAUUGGCAGCUUGGUGAUUGGUGUAUGCUUUCAGGCACAGAAUGCAAGAAUCGUCUUGGCAGUUCUGGAAAAUUGUACAAAGGCUUUCAGAGACAGGGCACCAGUUUAAGUUCUGCAUCAUUGUUUGCUAUUGCAAGGACGAAAACAAAGGUCGAUGUUGUUUGGCAGGACGGUGGUUGUUCACUCGGAGUAGAUUCGGAAUCUUUGCUUCCCAUAAAUAUUAUUGACUCUCAUGAGUUUUGGCCUGAGCAGUUUGUUUUAGAAAAAUGCAGCCCUGAUGAUCCACAUACUCCGAUUAGUCGGAAAUGGGGUGUUGUCCGAGGCAUGGAUGCUAAGGAAAAGACCGUAAGGAUAAUGUGGAAAAACACUUCGAUGGAGACGCCUGAUGAUAUUGAUGGAGAACAUCUUGAGGAAACCAUGAGUGCUUAUGAGCUACUCGAGCACCCAGAUUAUUCCUACUGCCUCGGUGAUAUUGUGUUUAGAGUGGUUCAAAAUCAGUCUAUUGUCAAAGCUACAAAGGAUCUUGUGGAGACAGAAGCUACAAAGGCUGAGGAGGCCGUCCUCGAAAGCGAAAAGUUUGGGAGAGAUCACAAGGGCAACCCCAACAAUUUUUACUUGUCCUGUAUUGGCAACGUUGCAGGCUUCAAAGAUGGUGCUGUCAAGGUGAAAUGGGCAAAUGGUCUUACAACAGAGGUUGCACCCUAUGAGAUCAUUCGAUGUGAUAAACAUGAAGGUUCAACUCCAUCUUCAUUGCCAUUUGAUGGAAACAUUGAGCAAAUUAAUCAGCAGGUGGUUGAAAAUGAGACAGUACCAAUCCAGAAAGGAAAGGAUUUGCUGUUUCCUUGUACAACUGAUGAAGAAUGUCGGAAGCCCUCUUCUGGAAGCACCUCCUUUUUACUCCCACAGAAUGCUAUGCGGUUUUUAACCAGUGUUGCAGCAACCCUAUUCAGAUCCUUCAGCUCGGUGUCCGAGUCAGGCUCUGUGCAAUUUGCUCCGAUUUCUGAAGACGAAAAUGGAUGUCAAGCUUCUUUUGAAAAUGUGGUAGUCGAGAAUUGCUGUGAUACAGGUUCAGAGAUUCCAUCUUGUGCGGAGAAUGAGCUGCCAGCAUCCGAAUGGACAAGUUCAAAAGUUGAAGUAAAAGAUGAUCAAGAUGUGAGGGGCCUUUUAAGUUCAUCCAAGAGCAUGGAUGUGGAACAAUUCAAGCAGUUCGAUAUGGUCACGGAUUGCUCCGAUCACCACUUUCUUGAUGGUGCUGACAAAGGAGUGGCUACAUCUCAGGUUAAGAAAGGUUGGUUGAAGAAGGUUCAGCAAGAGUGGAGCAUCUUGGAGAAAAAUCUUCCUGACUCAAUCUAUGUCCGCGUCUAUGAAGAAAGGAUCGAUCUCCUACGAGCAGCUAUUGUUGGUCCUCCAGGAACUCCCUAUCAUGAUGGCCUUUUCUUCUUCGACAUUUUCCUCCCUCCAGAAUUUCCAAACGAGCCACCGAUGGUACACUACCACUCUGGAGGGCUUCGUGUGAACCCUAACCUGUACGAAUCCGGAAAAGUCUGUCUCAGCCUUUUGAAUACUUGGACGGGCUCGGGCUCUGAAGUUUGGAACCCCGGAAGUUCCACUGUUCUUCAGGUUCUUGUGUCUCUCCAGGCCCUUGUGCUUAAUGACAAGCCAUACUUCAACGAAGCCGGGUAUGACAAGCAACUCGGGAAAACCGAGGGCGAACGAAACUCCGUUAGUUACAACGAAAAUGCGUUCCUCAUGACAUGCAAGUCCAUGCUGUAUCUUCUGCGCAAGCCGCCCAAGCAUUUCGAGGCACUUGUGGAAGAGCACUUCAGCAGCCACAGUGACGAUAUUCUCUAUGCUUGCAAGGAGUAUAUGAAAGGCGCUCCAGUGGGAUUUGCUUCCAGAGCUGAAGAAAAAGCACAAGAAACUCAAAAGGGAAGCUCCACCGGGUUUAAGAUCAUGCUCGCCAAGCUAUUCACUAAGCUCAUCGAUGCAUUCACAGAAAAGGGGAUGGACUGCAGCCAGUUUCUCAGUGCAUGAAAACUGAAUCUCUAUGACUUCGUUGUCAAGAAACACGAAGCAGAAAAUCAUCUCUGGGGUUUCAAACACUCAUACAUAACGUGUGGAUUUGGUGCUGUGGUGGCCUGAUGGGCAUUCUGUACAUAGGUGUUGUGCUGUGUGCGCGCUUGAAUCAAGAAUAAAACACCUCAAGUGAUGCAAGGUGUUGUGGAUGCUUGCUGUGUUCUGAUGUGUUGUUAUGUAAUGGCUUGGUGUAAAAGCUCUGAGAACAACAAUGGCAUAAGGACUGUCAUGUCCUGCCCGUUGCCUUGUGUUA